CUGGGUGUGCGUCCACAUUCCAUGCAAUGCCACACAAAGUACCCAGCCCAACUCCAUGCCAGCGUGGCCCACAGAUCACGAUACUUCGAACAACCACCAUUACCUUCAUCAUCACCAUGGACUUCAACCCUCAGUAUUAAAGGCGGCGGGCAGAGAGCGAGCGGGGCGAGGGGAGUGAAGACGAAGAUGGAGCCACCAACGGAUCUGCGCAGGCGACGAACGCCCGAGCAGCUCGUCGUGACGGACGAGCUGGAGGAGCUGGAGGAGCCUCCUGCUGCUGCUGCUGCCGGGAGCCACGGACUCGCGGCCGGAUCGGUAAGCGGCCGUGCAUUUCGCCUUAGCAUUGGGAUCAUGCUUCUUCUUUUGCUGAUUCCUCUGGCUAUUUUGUGCCUUUUUGUUGACUCGCCCAUCAAUCCGCAGCCCUACAGCUAUGCAGAGCCGCCCCCGUUGACGGGACUGCUGCAGCCAAACGAGAAGCUACGUGGAGUAGAACGGCUGUUCCAGGGUCAGCUCAUGGGCCCAGAGUCCAUUGUUACGUUGGGAGAUGUGCUCUAUACUGGAACGGCUGAUGGACGAGUUUUAAAAAUUGAAAAAGGGGAAAUAUCCACACUGGCAAGAUUUGGAAAGCCACCGUGUGGGCGCCCGGAGCUCGAGCCCACGUGCGGGCGACCGUUGGGAAUACGUGCCAGUCCGAACGGAACACUGCUGAUAGCCGACGCGUACCUCGGUCUCUUCCAGGUCGAUCCCAUCACCGGCAAUGUCUUGACCCUGGUGUCAUCCCGAGAGCCGGUGGAGGGCCAUCCCAUGGGCUUCAUCAAUGACCUGACGGUGACCAGUGACGGCACCAGGAUCUACUUCACAGACUCGAGCAGCAAGUGGCAGCGGAGAAACAACCGCUACCUGGUGAUGGAGGCCACUGCUGAUGGGCGUCUGUUCGAGUACAACAUGGUCCAGGACUCUCUACGGCUACUCAUGGACGGGCUGCGAUUCCCCAAUGGCGUGCAGCUCACACCUAACGAGGACGCGCUGCUCGUCGCUGAAACAACCAUGGCAAGGGUGCUCAAGUAUCGUCUGUCAGGACAGCUGGCGGGCGCAAGCGAGAUCUUCGCAGACAACCUUCCUGGAUUCCCAGACAACAUUCGUGCAAGCGGCACCGGCGGAUACUGGCUGGCCAUGGCUGGGGUGCGGCCCAACCCUGGUUUUUCUUUCGUAGACUUCCUCGCACCGCGGCCUUGGCUUAAGUCGCUCAUCUUCAAGGUCCUGAGCCAGGAGGUGAUCAUGCAGUUUGUGCCACGGCACGGCCUGCUGCUGGAGCUGGGCCCAGACGGCGCAGUGUGGCGCAGCCUCCAUGACCCCGCGGGAACGAUGGUGCCCUCCGUCAGCGAGGCCCAUGAGCACGAUGGAUGGCUCUACCUGGGCUCCUACCACGCCCCCUUCAUCUCACGCAUCCGGCUCAGCAAGAUCUAGGAACUUAGAGCUGCAACCUGAAAAACACGAGUGAACAAGCAAGAAUGUAUUGCGAAGAAGAAGUAAUUUGUACAUUCUGUACUUGUGCCACUCGCGCAAUGCCAGGAUAUUAAGGAGCUGUGUUCCGUUUCGCGGAUGGGUAUAUCCUGCAAAACAACGAAUUUCUCUCACGAAACAUGUGAGGCAGUGUCCAUUCGUCCGUUCAUGAAAUUUGCAGGUUGUUUGUGUCAUUGAACGAAAGAUGGCACGUAAAAAAAUAUAUAGUCUACACUUUAAAAACAAUGUGUGCCGUCCAUUUUUCUUUCAUCCGAAUAAUUAGUUUAUUUAACAAAAAUAUGACUGGUCAUGAGAUUGUAUUUAUUUCAGCAGGAAGGGCCCAAUAAGCUGUUCGGCUCUCAUGGCCGUCCUGCGACGGGACAGAAGUUGUACAGUACAGAUCUUGGUGACCAUUAUGAUUACAUAGCGUGCGAUACAAAACAUGAAGCAUCGGUGUGUGCGUCACGUUACAGGAAUAGGGAAUCGGUGGAAAAUGGACAAAAAAAACACGACUACAUAUUUUAAGGAACAUAAAUAAAGGGAAAAAUAAGUCACUUUAAAUAUACCUUGUACGCUCUAUGAUACGUAACAUUGUGUUUCCUGAAAAACUGCCUCCAAUGUUAAUGAUGUGGAACCUUACAGUGUUAAAAUGAGACUGUCGUGACAUAAAACCAUAUACCAAACGUGGUGAUUCAUUAACCACAAAUUACAAGAGUGGAAUGUUAGGGCCGCACCUUUUAGCGUAGAAUCAAUCUUUGUUAACAUUUCAAAUCAGCUAGGAUCGUGAUUUGAUCGGAAUCCUAUGGUAGUGCAACCUAACGGUUUAGGAGUUGCUAUAAUUUAAUUAUCAAUGAAAAUAACAUUUAAAAUGAAGGGUGAUUUAUGAUCACUGAGUUUUUUUUGCCCGCACUGGACCUUUGUCAGCUGACAAAACGUAUUUGUUUAUUGACAUGAACUCUUGCCCCGUUUGCGCCAGGGGAUAAAUAUCGAGAACUCCGUAGUGUAAACACAAGCAGCUAAUUCAGUCAGUUUUUGCUCGUCACCAUAGCGUUUAUCAACCAGUAAAAUACCGUGUAUUGUUCUCGGUAUUUUGUUUUCCAUUAGAGUGCAUAUAUACGCAUAAAAUGUACCCUAUUAAAACAGACACCACAGGACACGUGUCAAUGUGCUUGGUUGUUUUUUUGACCAGGGAGGUCAGGUUCUCCAACGUGUAAAGUCGUCGAGUACAUGGGAUAAACCUACAUCUGCAUUUAAAGUAUCCUGCAUAAACUAUUGGAAUUACUUCUAUACUCUAUAAAAUUAUGAAUUCACACCAGUGAAUAAAAAAACUAUUAUUUGCCAAAUGCGUAUGUACAAUUGUUCACAUCGUUUGAAGCAUUUUUUCGCUAUUUACAUUUGUCUGAAAGAUUAAAGAAUCGUUGACAAUAUGA
This is a messenger RNA of Petromyzon marinus (sea lamprey), 2933 nucleotides long. It is a transcript of the gene APMAP, whose product is annotated as adipocyte plasma membrane associated protein. Gene Ontology annotation, molecular function: arylesterase activity. NCBI's taxonomy places the organism in Eukaryota, Metazoa, Chordata, Hyperoartia, Petromyzontiformes, Petromyzontidae. The record is from RefSeq and is a predicted model, not a curated record. Gene Ontology annotation, cellular component: endomembrane system.